Molecule: messenger RNA, 789 nt
Organism: Cyanistes caeruleus (blue tit)
Lineage: Eukaryota; Metazoa; Chordata; Aves; Passeriformes; Paridae
Source: RefSeq, a predicted model, not a curated record
AUGGCUCCCGGCGUGGAGCUGGGCUUCGCGGCGGCGCCGGAGGAUACAAGAUUACCUUGUGAAGUGGUGUCUGUCUUCUGUUUUCUAGACGACUCGGCAGAUGCAAUUCCAGAGCAUAACGAGUUCCUUUUUCCAGAAUAUGAAAUUUUGAUAGAACCUGAGGAACCGGAAUUUCCUGCUGACGCCACUGAUGAUGAACAAGGUGCUGAAGAUACAUCAAAGGACGCGAAACAAGAGGAACUUGGAGCUGCAGGCAUUGCAGAUGAAGCAAGAUUUCAGUCCUUAGAUGAAGAGACAUUGGAAGCAAUGGCAAAACAUGAGACUGAAGAAGAAAAGAUCUUCCAAAUGUUUAAAAAACAAGUAGCUGCUGAACCAGAGCAGAUUAUUAGAUACUGCAGAGGAGGAGAAGGUCCGCUCUGGGUGUCAGGUGAAAAUAGGCCUGAAGAAAAAGAUAUCCCAAAUUGUGUAUGUGGUGCCAAAAGGAUAUUUGAAUUCCAGAUUAUGCCACAGCUCCUGAAUCACCUUCAGGUUGACAGCCUUGGCGAGAGCAUUGACUGGGGAACGCUGGUGGUGUACACUUGCGCUGACAGCUGCGGAGGGGCAAACCAAUACCUGGAAGAGUUCAUAUGGAAACAAGACCACUCCAUGGCUCAACUUUAUGAAGCUGAGUCAUCCAAACGGAAUAGUUGAUUUGUUUCACUGCAUCUCUGCACUGUGCAAACACAUAGUUGAACUGAAGUCACUGAAAACUGUGCAUCUUCUAACAGUAAUAAAACUGCUUUAACUAGA